Messenger RNA from Jatropha curcas, 458 nucleotides. The record is from RefSeq and is a predicted model, not a curated record. Lineage: Eukaryota; Viridiplantae; Streptophyta; Magnoliopsida; Malpighiales; Euphorbiaceae.
UCUAGUUUCUUAUAAUUAUGGCUUUGAAGGUUGGUGUAAUAAUUUUGUUUUUGUGGUGCCUAUCGCAAAAAUGGAACGCAGUCAUAGCCAGAAGACUAUCAGCAGAAGAGGAUUUAGAAUUGGAGGAGCAGCUUAAACAUCUUACGAAGCCAGCAGUGGAAACCAUUCUUACAACAUAUGGAGAUACAUAUGAUUGUGUGGAUUUCUACAAACAACCUGCUUUUGAUCAUCCUUUACUCAAGAAUCACUCCUAUCAUUUUCAGAUGAAACCUACUUCUUAUCCAACAAGAAGAAGGCAAAGCAAUUCUUCGUCAGUCUUGAAACCUAAAUUAGACAUAUGGCAAAACGGUAAAGGUUGUCCAACUGGUACAGUUCCAAUCAAGAGAGUUACUAAAGACGAUCUCAUCAGAGCCAAAUUAGCUGCAGAACUAUAUGCUUCCAAUUUGAAUCCUCAAAAG